Molecule: messenger RNA, 579 nt
Organism: Culex quinquefasciatus (southern house mosquito)
Lineage: Eukaryota; Metazoa; Arthropoda; Insecta; Diptera; Culicidae
Product: zinc finger protein 449
Exons: 3
Coding region: 1-579 (192 amino acids)
Biological process (GO): regulation of transcription by RNA polymerase II
Molecular function (GO): DNA-binding transcription factor activity; RNA polymerase II cis-regulatory region sequence-specific DNA binding
Source: RefSeq, a predicted model, not a curated record
AUGAGAAAACGGAGGAAUCCGAUAGUGAAACCAACGUUUGCGGAAGCGCUGGAUUUGCUUGCGCACGCGGAAGUUCACGCCCGAUUUGAGCCGCACAAGUCCAACCUGUGCAAACGAUCUUUCCUGAACGAAACCACCAUCAAGGAGCACCUCUGCAAGAACCACAACGCACUGCUCAAACACGCCUGGGAACACUCGCGGGAACGGUCCAGCUAUGGAACGCACGGCUGCCCCAAGUGUGGCAAAUCGUUCCUCAACAAGGCACGCCUCAAGCGGCACAUGGUUUCACACCGGAACAAAACCGUACGAUGCGAGAUCUGCUCAGAGGAGUUUCCCUACGGUUGCAGUCUCAUGAACAACCGAUCGCACACCAAAUCGCGCCAGUUCACGAAUUCUGCUGGAAGGAAUUCGCCGACGGAGGAACACUGCAAAAGCUGUGAACACAACGCCAAGCUUACCUACAACGACCUGAAUCUGGACAAAUUUCCGGCGGGCACGGACCGGAGGUUGUCAACCAGCACCAGUGUACCAGCUGCACGGCGUCUAAUCGGAAUGUUCACGGUUUGGAUGAAGGCCUGA